Rotaria sp. Silwood2 is the source of this 1533-nucleotide messenger RNA. Lineage: Eukaryota; Metazoa; Rotifera; Eurotatoria; Philodinida; Philodinidae. The record is from the annotation of a GenBank genome assembly.
AAAGAGGAGAAUCUGGAGAAUCCAUAUUUGAAAAAAUUUCCUCAAUCGGAUGUAAAAUAGUCUCGUACUAGGCAAAACAAAGAGUGACAAAAUUUCUCCGACAGAAUUAGGGAAAUCUACUAUACCCUAACAUCAUUACGAUCAUUUUGUCAUCACACUUGGUAGUUCUUUUACAUUUUGAAAGAGUUUUUGCGGUUAGAAGUGUAUUAUCAUUGUAGUUUUGGAGAAGAAUAAGCAUGAAUCAUCAAGUUUUCAAUUAAGUAACGAGAAAAGUAAAAGAAAACUAGCACCUGAUUUACUUAAAAUACAGUAGUUGGUUUUAUCUUGGUUGAAUUGUUACUGUCACUGAACCUCUAUAACAUGUUUCAACGUGGCAAGAGAAAAUUUUAGGCUUUUACGUUGUUGAUCGUUAGACUUUCAUCAGUCUUGAACACAUUUCUUGACUUUUAGGUUUCAUUUGUCACAGAUAACACAGAGGAAAUCCAAAGCAGUGUUUAGACAUUCUCAAUAAGUCAUAUUAGGAAACUAUUCUUUCCGAUUGAAGAGGCCUAUCGAACUGCUUUUAUUGUAUGUUGAGGACCAAAAUUUACAUUUGGAAAACUGACAUCUAAAUGAAUGAAAGUUAAUCACUGAUAGGACUAUAAUGUUAUGAGAGUAAACUUUCAAGGAAAUUAUUGCCAUAAAAUGCAACUAGACUGCUUUAACUGCUAUAAAUAUGUUGUAAGUUUAAGAUCGUUUAAUUGUUGUAGCUAAAUGAAUGGUUGUUUACAAAAGCUUCAAGAACUGCUUGACAAAUAGAGAAUGUAGGUUGAUGAGAAUCUGUGCAUCGGAUACUUAUCCACGGCCUAAACAUGAAUCCCACAUAAUUAUGAGGGCCGACAAAGUAGAAAAGAUAAAAUUCACAUGUUUAACCUAAAAAAAUGAGCGAUAAUAUGCCGAAGUAUUUGAUUCAUCUAUGAGUCUGCUGAUGAUUUUAUCCAUUUUACAGGGUCUCCAAUUCAUCAUAUAAGUCUAAUGCAGUAAAGCCUUAUUAUUGACGUAUAAAGAGUACUGUGAUGUAGAUAGAACCAGCAAUAUCAGGAAAGAUUUUGGAUUGGGAUAAUAAAAAAUGUCCAUCGGUACUUUUGAUGAGCUGUUUGGAGCAUGCAGAAUAUAAUGAAGAAUAUUUCUUAUGUUCUGUUUUAUUGUACGAUUUUCUCUGAAAAAUAUCGAAAAAUAAUAUAAGUUCAAUUGGACUAUUCUCGAAAGACAAUUCAUUUUUCGCUCUUGUUUUCGUUUUAUGACCUUUUAGAAACAACUACGAUUAUUCCAACUAUUAUAGCAGCUGCUCAGAAAGUAGAAGAUGUUUGUGCAUUCAUCAUGAGACCAUGUAUUUGGCGUUGUAAUCGUGGAAUUGAAGUUUAUCGUUCAGUGGCCAACAGCAAUCAUUCAAAACUAAUGUGUCCUUGUCCCCCAGCUUACUAUGGGAAGUUCUGCCAAUAUCAAAAUCAACGUGUUAGUCUUACCGUACAAAUAAAAGUAUCAUUCGAAUAG